Fusarium poae is the source of this 1077-nucleotide messenger RNA. RefSeq lists its product as uncharacterized. Lineage: Eukaryota; Fungi; Ascomycota; Sordariomycetes; Hypocreales; Nectriaceae. The transcript has a single exon. The coding region runs from base 1 to 1077 and encodes 358 amino acids. The record is from RefSeq and is a predicted model, not a curated record.
AUGCGGAAUAAUAAAAGGAUCAGAUACGAAGACGCCCACAGUCUCAACUGCUCUAACUACACUCUGUUCGUAUCUGUAUUGACAAAGGUGUAUUCCGUAAUUAUGGUUCGACAAUUCAACAUCGAAUUCGAGGCACAGGGCGACCUUGCGUUCCAUCUUCCGAAUGAGAGGGACAGAAACGGCAACCCUAUCGCACACCGAAAGGCCAUCACAGGAACUGACCGUGAGGGCAAUGCUAGCCUUAUGUCAGUGAUCGGUAUAAUGCCAACUGUGGUACACGGCUUUGCUGACGGGGUACCGUACACCCUGGCAAUCUUCGAAUGGAAAGCCGAGGCUUUGCGUCAGGGUCUCCGUUUCAAAAGAGUGUCUAUCGAGAUGGAAUUCUCCGCGAAGGGAGACAGAGGCGACGCCGAGCAAGACGCGAAGGAGCUUCGUCAACUAAACUUUUCCGAUAACUACUGGGACCCGGAAGUGAUGGAGGUUGCGCCGGAAGGUACUCAAUUUCACAAUUACACAAAACGCAAGGUUGGGGGUAAGAGUAAUCUGGAGCUUGGUUUCAGUGCCUCAUUCGCCCAAUUCUUCAAUGCCGGUCCGAAGUGGACGUUCGAGCGGGAUACUUCACGCAAUAUCAGCGACGCCAUUCAAGUCACAGGCCAAGGUUUUGUGGUUGGGUCCGACCGUAACCGCUCUAAUGCCGUUCGAUGGAUCAUGCUUGAAAACGAGUCUCAACGCUCCGGAGUACCUACCUACCUCCGCACCGCAGUGUUAUUGAAACGAAUGCCUAAUGACAAUGGAAUUUUUCAUGGCACCGUCAGAGUGGAGACCCACGUAUCUCUGUAUGAAGACUUCAAAGAGAAGAUGUACAAAUACAAAGGACAGAUCAAGACUGAUGAACCUGUUAUCUUUAACCCUAAGAUCCUGGAACAAUCUACUUUCGAUCCCCACCAGCUCGGUAACGUCGAUCUUCAGCGAGAGUUCCGAAUCUACUCGCUCAAACCACCUGUUGACGGGGAUGAUGAUGGCGAUGAAAAGGGGGAGGAGGAAAAUGGUUUGGCUGAAAUCAGUGUGUCUAUAUAA